Molecule: messenger RNA, 1118 nt
Organism: Cercospora beticola
Lineage: Eukaryota; Fungi; Ascomycota; Dothideomycetes; Mycosphaerellales; Mycosphaerellaceae
Gene: PAM18
Product: mitochondrial import inner membrane translocase subunit TIM14
Biological process (GO): protein import into mitochondrial matrix
Cellular component (GO): PAM complex, Tim23 associated import motor
Molecular function (GO): ATPase activator activity
Source: RefSeq, a predicted model, not a curated record
CGCCAGCACCGAUUGUCGCCAUCGCCGUCGCCUUGUCGCACCUGUCCUCGUCGCCGUCCUUACACGAAUCUAUCAGCAUGGCCACCGUCCUUGCGGUGGGAGUGGGCGUUGCCGCCGCCGCAUUUUUCGGUCGCGCAGGCCUCGUAGCAUUACGGCGAGCACGCGGUGGCUCGAGUGCACUUGGGAAAGCUUUUUAUAAAGGAGGGUUCGAAAAGCAGAUGAAUCGGAGAGAGGCGGCAUUAAUUCUUGGAACCUCUGAACGGGGUGUGAAUAAAGAAUUGAUCAGGAAACGGCAUCGAUCGUUGAUGCUUCUUAACCACCCCGAUCGAGGAGGCAGUCCAUACCUGGCAACGAAGAUAAACGAGGCCAAAGAGUUCCUGGAGAAGGGGGCAAAUUGAUUCGAAUAAUCCGGAGUCCUUGCGAGGACGCAUGAAUUUUGAGGAAGCUCGACAUGGACAUGGUGAUAGCAGUACCACCAGCUCGACAACGGACCUCGUUUCGAAACCACGAAAGGCCGCCGGACGCGACUCGAGAGCAGGCACGGCACUUCUCGAAUAGCGGCAGCUAAGACGUUCGACCGCAAAGAUGCCGACACGGCCACGGCGCUUCGACAUGUCUUCAAUAACGUUGCGCAAUGGCGUGAGCUGGAUCUGUCCUGAGUAUAGGACCACACAUCACCACUCUGAAAGAAUGACAGUAUCGCUGCAUCGGCACGAUUUAGGGGGAAAGAAGGCAGAGGACUGUAAGAUAAAAGUCGGGAUUGGUGGCAAGGGCAAGAGCAUAACGACGACGAUGUGGCCAUGCCGAAGAGAACAGGAAUAAAAGAUCAUCUUCCACUUCGGAAAACACGCCUUGGUUGCAGACCUCAUAGAUCGCCUGUUAGAAGAUACUCAGUACUUCAUGCUGGCUGAUCAAUCCAUCUAUGCACUCCAUCUGUCCGCGAUCACCUACGACGUCUGACGAGAGAGCUCUCCUAUUCUUGUACCUCAAGCAAAUGGCCUAUGAGUUGCGCUUUUCCAUGCGCCACUUGAUGAAGUAGCUGACAUCGAUGGCGACUGCGUUGGCUGCAAGGGUUCAGCAAUGCUAUUCGGUCGAUCUCAGGUCUGUGCUUGACUCAC